Messenger RNA from Micropterus salmoides (largemouth bass), 1760 nucleotides. RefSeq names its product adhesion G-protein coupled receptor G2-like. Gene Ontology annotation, biological process: cell surface receptor signaling pathway; adenylate cyclase-activating G protein-coupled receptor signaling pathway. The transcript has 14 exons. The record is from RefSeq and is a predicted model, not a curated record. Bases 92 to 1705 code for a protein of 537 amino acids. Gene Ontology annotation, cellular component: membrane. Gene Ontology annotation, molecular function: G protein-coupled receptor activity. Lineage: Eukaryota; Metazoa; Chordata; Actinopteri; Centrarchiformes; Centrarchidae.
GUUUUCAGCAGGUUCCUCACUUGCUUUGGUCCUGGUGUCACAUCAGUUGUAUUCUCUUCAGACAAAUUCAUUUCUACAGGGACUCAGAAACAUGAAAUGGAUGACGUGGUGGCUACUCUGUUGGCUGUUCCAGUCUUUUGACAUAAAUCAAACUAAACCGGAACAAAGCAUUGGCGAGUGUUGUGAGUCAAACCAGCAGUCCCCCAGGCCCAAACAAAGUCAUGCCCAAUUUUGUACGGUUGAAGUAAACAACAUUUUCAAUCAAAAACAGACUAAAAAAGGCUAUCACAACAAGGGAAAAGACAAUGACACUAUCAGAGCUGUGAAGUGCCUAGAACAAGUUCUAGAGGAAACAGAGGUGAAUGAGACUGCGCUCAUUUCUGCUGGCCAUUUGGUGGCCCUCCUGCACAAACCCCAAAGACCCUUCAGAGGCCUCAACAUACACGCUAGUAAGAGUAAGGCAAUGUUAGACAAGACUUUCACCAACAGCACAGUGAGCGUUCAACUGCCGGGAGAGUUGAAUGUUGGAUGGAACAACACGAUUGUGUUCUGCAUGAUUACCUCACCUGAAACUAAUUGGACCACAUGGGGAGCCUCAGAUCUGUAUGAGGGCAGACUGGUUGGACUGAGUGUGCGCGGCAAGAACAUUACAGGACUACAGGAGCGCGUCAACAUCACCAUGACUCUUACUAUGGGCAUAAAUGAGACCCAAAAACCCACUUGUGAGUUCUUCAAUUUUACAAUAAGAAACUUCAGCAGUAAUGGCUGUCUUACCCUGUGGGAACGUGAUGAAAGUCAAAUCACCUGCUCCUGUGACCACCUCACAUACUUUGGUGUGCUCCUGGUAGAUGCUAUCCUCCCUCCUACUGACCUGAAGAUUCUGACACUCAUCACUCAGAUUGGCUGUAGUCUUUCUCUUUUUGCCCUGGUCAUCACUGUUCUGCUCUUCAUCUCGAACAGAAAGAUCAGAGCAGAUGUCUCUAUGAGGGUCCACAUCAACCUCACCAUUGCCCUGAUUCUCCUCAACCUGCACUUCCUCCCAAGUCAGUCGGUGGCAGCACAGUCCUCCUCUGGGCUUUGCAUUUACAUGGCCCUUGCUCUUCACUAUUCCCUGCUGGCCACUUUCAGCUGGAUGGCCCUGGAAGGGUUCCACAUCUACCUUCUCCUUGUCAGAGUCUUCAACAUCUAUGUCAGGAGAUACUUGCUCAAACUCAGCUUGGUGGGAUGGGGUAUCCCUGCAGUCAUCGUGUCCCUGGUGGUGAUCAUAGACAGAGGCACGUAUGGACGUGUCUUUCUGGACUUGUCUAACUCCAACAGCAAUGCAAUAUGCUAUAUAGUCAAUAACACAGUGAAGAUGGUGACUACAGUGGGAGUGUUCUGCUUGGUGUUCGCCUUUAACAUAAUCAUGUUAGGGGUGACAGUCCGACGUGUGGUGAGCUUCCGCCAGCGCAAAGAGUUUGGGCAGAGUGACAGUGACAGAGCCAAGCGGGACAUCUGUACCCUGCUGGGAGUCACCAUUCUGCUUGGCAUUACCUGGGGCCUGGUCUUCUUCUCAUUUGGCUACCUGACCAUUCCUGGCCUCUACGUCUUCUGCAUCCUGAACUCACUGCAAGGUUUCUUCAUCUUCCUGUGGUUUUUGAUGUCUUUGAGAAAGACUGGAAACUCUGUAAAGACGAGUAGAGAAACACCUAGCACCAACAGCUAAGUCUUGUAUCUGUGUAUGUUGGGAUGAUUUAUUAUUGGAUUUAUUAUAUGGAUUU